This is a messenger RNA of Colletotrichum higginsianum IMI 349063, 2268 nucleotides long. RefSeq names its product Quinate utilization pathway activator. Gene Ontology annotation, molecular function: DNA binding; DNA-binding transcription factor activity, RNA polymerase II-specific; zinc ion binding. NCBI's taxonomy places the organism in Eukaryota, Fungi, Ascomycota, Sordariomycetes, Glomerellales, Glomerellaceae. The transcript has 4 exons. The record is from RefSeq and is a predicted model, not a curated record. Gene Ontology annotation, biological process: DNA-templated transcription; regulation of DNA-templated transcription. The coding region runs from base 1 to 2268 and encodes 755 amino acids.
AUGCGCCGCCGCUCGAGCCCCCGCCCGCCGUCAUCCCUCUCGCCGACGUCGACCCCUCGGCGGACCAGCAGGACGCCGGAGCCGGGGUCCGCGAGGUCCAGCAUCGCCAGCAGGGCGUGCGACGCCUGCCGCGCGCGGAGGAGGAAAUGCCGCUUCGACGAGGGCGAGGGCGAGGGCGAGGGAGAGGCCUCGCCCCGCGCCGCCGUCCAGAAUCGGACGCAGAAUCAGACACGGACGCAGUGCCGCGAUUGCCGCAGACUCGGCAUCGUGUGCAGUUUCCUCGUGCCCACAAGGCCCCGGGGACCGAAACGCAGGAAACGCCUCCCGUCAAUGUCUGCCGGGAGCGAUGGCGAGCUGCCCCCCCGUGAAUCCGGCGCAAACCAGGUACAUCGCCAACCCGUGGAGCCGGCCCUGAACAACAACAACGAGCCCGUUCUCGUCUUGCCGGAGAGUAACCAUCAUCCCCAUCCUCCGAGAACAUCGCAGGCCAGGUCCCCUUUCGAGGCCUCGCCGAACCUCAUCCAUGGACCCUCCCCCCAUGCUGCCGCUCACUCCCACCUCAACACCGAGUCGCCGUCGGUACAGGUGGCCAACCCGGGCUACCCGACCGACGAGCUGUGCUCGAGAAGGCUGAUCCACGUCCUGAUGGCCGACUACCUCGACCUCGUCUACCCCCUGGUGCCCGUCGUCCACAGGCCGAGCUUCCGCCACGACCUGGCCACCAACCGCGACGUGACGGACCCGGACUUCUCCGCGCUGCUCAUCAGCCUGUGCGCGCUCGUCGUCGGCCUGCUGCCCUCGCGCUUCCGCGACUACCGGGCCGUCGACCCCGAGGCCGGCCGCCGCUUCGGCACGACGAGGACGGCCAUGAUCGACCGCUGCGCCGAGAUCUGCAUGCGCCAGCGCACCGCCCGCUACUGGGACCGCAUCAACCACCGGAAGUGGGCCGUGUGCUACGUCUUGUCCGUCGCCUGCUUCCAGACGGGGCAGGUCAACCGGAGCCGCAUGUUCGACGUCGAGUACCUGCAGCUCUCGCGCCUGCUGGGCCUGCAUAGGAUCUCCGAGUACGAGGGCCUCAACUGCAUCGAGACCCAGCUGCGGAAGAAGGCGUUUUGGAUGCUCUUCUAUGGUUACGCGGUCCAGACCGGCCGCGGCGUCGAGCUGUCGUACUUUGGCCCCGGCGAGCUCCGCGAAGUCAACUACGACGCCCUCAUGCCCCUGGCCAUCGACGACGAGCACAUCCUCAGGGACAGGAUCCUGGACCCCGCGAGGCCGUCCCGGACGACGACGACAACGACGACAGUGGCGGCCGUCCCUCACGAUACGCCGCCGACGACCCACGCACCGAAACCCCGCUGCCGCCGCCGUCGCGCGGGUCCGGCCUUCGUCCUCGCCGACGGCUUCAACAUCCACUCCAGCGUGUUCCUCAAGGGCUUGCGCGAGGAGAUGAGGACCGUGGGCUGCGACUGCGAGCUCCGGCAGAGCCCCGCCUUCCGCCUGGCGCGCCUGCGCGAGCUCCUCCUGGAGAUGCGCUACAUGCUCGACAACGCCCCCGGGCCCCUGCGGCAGUGGGCCUCGUCCGAGAGCUACGACGACGACGGCGGCGGCGGCAACGACGAAGACGAUGAUGAUAACGACGACAACGACGAUGACGAUGACGACGACGAUAACGGUGCUGCUGCCGCUGCCGCUGCCGCCGUCGCGGGCACCCCGGACGGCCGGUGGGCCGCGGUGUCGAGCUACGGCAGCCCGGCGGGACACUCGCGCGGCCAGGCGGCCGACGGCGCGCCGGACCCCUCCGAGGUGAUGCGGGGCCAGGCCGAGGUGAUGAGGGCCAACAUCCACGUCACGCACCUGUGGCUGCAGAGCCUGCUGCUGGAGAAGGUCGAGGUCGUCAUCCAGGAGAGCGCGCUGGGGAACCCCUCGUCGGGGGUGGGGGCGGCGGCGGCGGCGGAAGAGGUCUCGGAGGCCCUCAGGGAGAACUGGGCCGAGCGGGAGGACAUUUGCCGCCAGAUGCUUCACCUGCUGCACAGCAUCCCGUACGUCUACCUGGAGCCCAACGGCCUGUACCUGACGUACAAGGUCCGCGACGUGGCUGUCACGCUCCUCAACUGCCCCUUCCAGCCCCACGAGCGGCCUGCGCGCCGCGCGGUGGAGUACAUGCGCGACUUCACGCGCGCGCUGUCGCGGCUGGACCGGAGCGAGACGGUCAACACCAACAGCCUGAAGAGCUGGGUCGAUGUCGACCGCGAGCCGGCGCCGGCGUGA